Dendroctonus ponderosae (mountain pine beetle) is the source of this 2796-nucleotide messenger RNA. RefSeq names its product coiled-coil domain-containing protein 40 (gene l(2)41Ab). The coding region runs from base 102 to 2747 and encodes 881 amino acids. Gene Ontology annotation, cellular component: cytoplasm. The record is from RefSeq and is a predicted model, not a curated record. Gene Ontology annotation, biological process: axoneme assembly. The transcript has 10 exons. NCBI's taxonomy places the organism in Eukaryota, Metazoa, Arthropoda, Insecta, Coleoptera, Curculionidae.
GCCUUGGUUAUUGAUCAAACAAGAUUGAAGGUGCUGAAAAGUUAGUGUCUAACUGACGUUGCUUGAAGCUGAACAUAUUUACAAUUUUCUACAAAAGAGUCAUGGCUGAGACUGAAAAAGCGGUUCUAGAUCCGAACCAUCCGUUAUUGAAACGGUUUCAAGAUGCUCUCAAGGAGCACUAUGUAUACCAAAUCAACAGGCUGAAGAACGAUAUUUUCGAAUAUGAAGCCGAAACUAAGAAAACGGAUGCUGAACGCGAAGAACUGGGAAUGCAAGCCUACGAAGUUCAGCAAAUGGUCUGCCGACAACAAAAGGUGUUGGAAGAGCUGGUUAAUGAUGUUCACACAAUUGCGGGGGCUAAACAAGAAGUCGAGAACAAGCUACAAGAAGAAAGAUUCAAGUAUAAAGAAGCUCAAGAGCAAAUGAUAGCGGCCGAAAAAACGAACCUUGAACUUCAAAACGAAAUUAAUUCUGUUAACUUAUUGAUUAACCAGGUGUCUCAAUGGGAGUCUAAGAUCGAAUCCAACAUUGCGGUCAAUCAACGAAUUGCCGAAAAAACACGCAAAGACAACAUGAAACUUUCGGAGGAAAAACGCAAACAAGAUGGGCAAAUUUACAAAAUUAUGCGAGCUAUUUGGCACUUGGAAGUGGAAGUGGAAACCAUGAAUAUGCAAAUUAAGUUGAAAGAGACCGAAAGAGAAGAACUAGAGCAGACUGUUGCUUUGGGGAACACAAAUCUCGAGGCUUUACAAGCAGAAUAUCGUUGCUUGAUGCAUUCGUGGAAUUCUGUCGUUGUGGCAAUCGGAAACAGAGAUAGAAUUGUAGAGUGUCUUAGAACAGAGGAAGUAAAAGUGCACGAGAAAAUCAAAAGCACUCUCUCAGAAAUAGAUCAGUUGAAAAAACUGACUAAAAAGGAAAUGAAUGAAAAUCAACGACUAACUGUGAACAAAACUAGAAUUGAAAUGGACAUCUCCAACUGCAAGCAACAGCUGGACGAAGAAAUGGCAAAUUACAAUGAGCAUGCCAGAAACAUUGUGGAAAUGCAAACGAUUAUAGAUCAAACUGAGAAGGACGUAGAACGGGCGAAUGGCGAAAUCCGGCACAAGGAGGUGGAAAUGAAGCAGCUUCUGAAGGACUUCGACAAAAUAUCCACCAGAAAAUACCAGCUGGAAAAGCAGCUGCUUCAAAAUUUGGAAAAUCAAGCUGCUAAUGACACGGUCGCCGAGAACUUAUACCGGACCUUGAAUUUGACCAAGGAGAAGCGCAAAGACUUGGAAAUUAUAAUGAACGAAGCUGAAAACAAGCAGAGUAAAUUUGCGUCUGAAAUCGAGUCUCAAAAGUACAACAACGAGGAGAAUGAAAGGAAUCUGGCUGAGGUCGAGAAGCAAAGGAACAAAUUGGAAGGCGAAGCUGAUGGCAUUCAAGCCGAAAAGGAUAAAUAUCAAAUGCUAUUCGGGAAAAAAGAGCGCCAUGUCACCGUCCUAAACAACAAGCUAGAAAAAAUCCUGGAGAAGAUGCAAGUGAAGGUAUUAAUCUCCCCGCAAGAGCUACGCAUUGUAACAUUGGAAAAGCAAAUCGAAGAGACUCAGGAUAAAAUCAAGCACCUUCAGAUCUUUUGGCUGCGAGAGCAAAAGAAUCUGCUCAAUGUGUCUAAAGAGCGACAGGACCAACUCCACAAGCUCAAUCUGCUUAACAAACAGAAUCUGAUUCUGAAGCAGAAGAACUUGAAAGUCAGCAACGAAUUGGAAAACUAUAAAAAGCAGGAGGAAAAAAUAGCCCAAACUAUCAAUAAUUUGCAGAACAAAGCUACUGUUUUAUGCGACAAUUUGUAUAAGAAACGCGACAGAAAAUCCACUUUGGAUAAGUCGAACUAUUACCUGCAAUCUCAGUAUGAUGGGAAGCUGAAGGACGCAGAAUUAAACUGCUUGGAACUGGAGGCCGAAAUAGCAGAAAUCGAAGAUGAAAAGGCGGCAUACAGUCAAGAGCUAAUAGAGCUGAACAGGGAAGCGUUGGAAUGGGAGAAGAAAAUUAAACUAGCUCACCAAACAAAACUGGAAAUGCGCGGUGCUCAAGGACAAAGCGGGGACAUGGACAAUAUGAGGCAAGAGAUUCAAAGAAUGAACGUAAUUUACAGUCAACUGAAAAAGGCCCAAGAAAAACUAGUAAAAGACAUGGAACACUGCGUGACCAGACGCGGGGCCAUUUUCACAGUAGCUGAAGCCAGACAGUCCAAGUCCAAAGCCAGUGAGGAAAAAACGCGAAUCAACUACACCCGAAAAAUGGAUGAUAUUCGAAACAAGAUCAAACAGCUGGAUAACGAAAUCAAGACGAUCAAGGAAAAAAUCUUCAGUUUGAGCAGGCAGAAACAACUGAUUGAACAGGAGAUCGACAGCAACAAGAACGACAUCGCUUUUUGCGAAAGCUACGCUAAAUCGCUCCGCGAUGAGAUCGAGAAGCGCAAGACAAACAGGCAACUGAAAUUUGAAAUAUUAGUCAUGAUGCAGAGGCAGCUCAACGUGUAUAGAGACUUAACUCUAAAGCGUACACCGUUUCUGCAUACGAAGAGAGACCAAAUUCAAAGCGAAUAUUAUCACCAAAAGGAUACCAACAACAAGCUGAGCAGCGUUUUGCAGAAUCUGAUGUCGGAUUUCCCGAAUUAUCAGCACGAACUCACCAGGAUGUACAACACAUUAAAGCUGAGUGUUUACACUCAAUUCUCCAGUCAUUUAGAUCUGAGAUUUAACUGAAUUUUACCAAAUUAACAGAAAAUGCUAAUAAAUCGGAAAUAUUUCCAUA